Molecule: messenger RNA, 2091 nt
Organism: Argentina anserina (silverweed cinquefoil)
Lineage: Eukaryota; Viridiplantae; Streptophyta; Magnoliopsida; Rosales; Rosaceae
Product: zeta-carotene desaturase, chloroplastic/chromoplastic
Exons: 14
Coding region: 163-1872 (569 amino acids)
Biological process (GO): carotene biosynthetic process; carotenoid biosynthetic process
Cellular component (GO): chloroplast
Molecular function (GO): 9,9'-di-cis-zeta-carotene desaturase activity
Source: RefSeq, a predicted model, not a curated record
CCUCAGCAUCUCCUUAGCUUCUGAUACCUCUUCUCUUAGUUAAAACUUAAAACUACCCUUCUCCAUUUCUCUCACCGUCUCUCUGUCUCUCUCCACAAACUUUGGUAGUGCUUUGAGACAAGAGAAGAGAGAGCUCAGUUUUGAAGUUCAAAGCUUUCUGCUAUGGCUUCUUGGGUGCUCUUACCCGUUGCUCCGGUGGCCAGUCGAUGCCUGGUGGCUCCGGUGAGGUCCCAGAGGUCCUCCUCCAUUUGUGUUCGGUCUUCUCUUGACACAAAUGUGUCUGACAUGAGUGUAAAUGCUCCAAAAGGGUUGUUUCCACCUGAACCUGAACACUAUCGAGGGCCGAAGCUGAAAGUAGCUAUUAUUGGAGCUGGGCUUGCAGGCAUGUCAACAGCUGUGGAGCUUUUGGAUCAAGGCCAUGAGGUGGAUAUAUAUGAAUCAAGGCCUUUCAUUGGUGGAAAAGUUGGCUCUUUUGUUGAUAGACGUGGAAACCACAUCGAGAUGGGACUCCACGUUUUCUUUGGUUGUUACAGUAAUCUUUUCCGAUUAAUGAAAAAGGUGGGUGCAGAUGAAAAUCUACUAGUGAAGGAUCAUACUCACACUUUUGUGAACAAAGGGGGUCAAAUUGGAGAACUUGAUUUUCGGUUCCCAAUUGGAGCCCCCAUACAUGGAAUUCUUGCGUUUUUAUCUACAAAUCAGAUCAAGACUUAUGACAAAGCCAGAAAUGCAUUGGCCCUUGCAUUGAGUCCGGUCGUGAAGGCUCUGGUCGAUCCAGAUGGAGCAUUGAAGGAUGUACGGGAUUUAGAUAGUAUAAGCUUCUCAGAUUGGUUCAUGUCCAAAGGCGGCACACGCACGAGUAUCCAGAGAAUGUGGGAUCCUGUUGCAUAUGCUCUUGGGUUCAUUGACUGUGACAACAUCAGUGCUCGUUGUAUGCUCACUAUAUUUACGUUGUUUGCCACUAAGACUGAGGCAUCCCUGCUUCGUAUGCUUAAGGGUUCUCCAGAUGUUUACUUGAGUGGCCCCAUCAGAAAGUAUAUUAUUGACAAGGGAGGAAGGUUUCAUCUUAGGUGGGGAUGCAGAGAAAUAUUGUAUGAUAAAUCUUCUGAUGGAGAAACUUAUGUUGCAGGCCUUGCCAUGUCCAAGGCUACUAAUAAGCAAACUGUGAAAGCAGAUGCCUAUGUUGCAGCAUGCGAUGUGCCUGGAAUCAAGAGACUGCUUCCAUCCCAAUGGAGGGAAUGGGAAUUUUUCAAUAACAUAUAUGAACUAGUCGGAGUUCCUGUUGUCACUGUGCAACUUAGAUAUGAUGGCUGGGUCACAGAGAUGCAGGAUCUAGAACGGUCAAGGCAAUUGAAGCAAGCUUUGGGAUUGGAUAAUCUUCUAUAUACUCCCGAUGCCGAUUUUUCAUGCUUUGCUGACCUAGCACUUGCUUCUCCAGAAGAUUACUAUAUUGAAGGACAAGGUUCACUCCUACAAUGUGUGUUGACACCAGGUGAUCCUUACAUGCCUUUGCCAAACGAAGAAAUAAUAGCAAAAGUUACAAAACAGGUUUUGACUUUAUUCCCAUCAUCACAAGGCUUAGAAGUCACGUGGUCAUCUGUUGUCAAAAUUGGGCAAUCCCUAUAUCGUGAGGGACCUGGUAAAGAUCCUUUUAGACCAGAUCAGAAGACACCAGUGAAAAACUUCUUCCUUGCAGGAUCAUACACAAAACAAGACUAUAUAGAUAGCAUGGAAGGGGCAACUUUGUCUGGCAGACGAGCUUCUGCAUAUAUAUGCAAUGCGGGGGAAGAUUUGGUGGAGUUGCGAAAGAAGCUUGCAUCCCAAGACGGGUAUGCAACAGCUGCUAAUACUACUGAUGAGCUGAGUCUUGUCUAAUACAAUAUUCUCAUUCAUUUGCCAAUCACAGAGAAAACCGUGACAACCUCAAACAUGUGGAGUCAAUUGGUGACUCCUACACGGUGCACUUUGUUAGUUGGCAUUACAAAUGCUUUACAUUACAUGUAUAGAAAGUGAAUAGCUCUCAUGUAGAAUUGGUGAUCAUGAAAUGUAAUGCAUAGUCUGUAUUCUUAAUGAUAAGUGCAAGGGGCUUCCUUU